Molecule: messenger RNA, 2132 nt
Organism: Cajanus cajan (pigeon pea)
Lineage: Eukaryota; Viridiplantae; Streptophyta; Magnoliopsida; Fabales; Fabaceae
Source: RefSeq, a predicted model, not a curated record
UAAAUAUACUAUUCUCUCACAACUCUCUCUGUUCAUUUAGUAAUACGAGAAGGCCACGAGCGAAGAAGACCCUGCCUCCGUUGAGAGAAGUUAUUGUCGGAGCAAAGCUGUUGUCGGAGAGAGCAUGUUUGACGGCGGAGACGCUGCCGCCACGAGCGAGGUACUCAACCACGCCAAACGCUACUCCACGCUCUCUCGUUGUUCAAGGAAACCCUUUCUCUUUCUACGACCACGUUUUCGGUAAUCUGAUUUCUUCGCUGCAUGGUGGAAGUACGGUGGGGUGCUUUGGGUUCGUUGCAAGCUGGAAAGACGAUUUCUUCGCGUAAGCCAGGGUUUGGUGGAGAAGGGAAUUGAAGCUAGUUUUUGUUUUUUCCCAGUGGUGUUCAAUUGAGGAGGAACAAUGUCAGUGACGGCAGGUGUUAGUGAUACUGUAAUAGCAAUUAGGGAUAAGCUCAGAGGUAAAAUUGGGCAAACGAAAGUUAAGCGUUAUUGGCCUGGUAAAGUUCCUGAGUGGGCUGAUGAUGAGAUAGAAGACGCUGCCCCCGUUGAUAUUAGACCCUCCAGGGAAGCUGCCUUGGAGAAAGCCUUUCCUCGUCACGAAGAAGAUGCUGCUAUUGUUAGAAAAGAUGACCGUAGGCUCCGGCGUUUGGCUGAGAGCCGGAUUGAUAACCGUGAGGAGGUCCGGGCUGAUCAUCGCCGCAUUCGGCAGGCUGAGAUUGUCUCCACCAUUGAGGAGGAGGCCAGGAUGCAGGAAGGGUUGGAGUUGGAAGAACAAGAUGAGAAUGCUUUGGCGGAAAGAAGGAGGCUGAUUAAAGAGAAGUUGCUUCAAAGAGAGCAGGAAGAGGCGCUUCCUCAAGAAGAGGAGGAUGAAGAGGAAGAAGAAGAGGAGGAGGAGGAAUCUGAGUAUGAGACUGACUCAGAUGAGGAAUAUACGGGAGUGGCUAUGGUGAAGCCUGUGUUUGUUCCCAAGUCUGAGCGAGAUACUAUUGCUGAGCGUGAGCGUCUUGAAGCUGAGGAGCAAGCCCUUGAGGAAGCAAGGAAAAGAAGAUUGGAGGAAAGGAGGAUUGAGACAAAGCAGAUUGUUGUUGAGGAGAUCCGGAAGGAUGAAGAGAUCCAGAAAAACAUGGAAAUGGAGGCCAACAUCGCUGAUGUGGAUACUGAUGAUGAAAUCAAUGAGGCAGAGGAAUAUGAAGCUUGGAAAGUGAGAGAGAUUGGUAGGAUCAAGAGGGAUAGGGAGGAUCGUGAGGCAAUGUUGAAGGAAAAAGAAGAGAUUGAGAGGGUGAGAAACAUGACUGAGGAAGAGAGGAGAGAGUGGGAAAGGAAGAAUCCAAAACCUGCUCCACCACCAAAGCAGAAAUGGAGGUUUAUGCAGAAAUACUAUCACAAAGGUGCUUUCUUCCAGUCUGAAUCUGAUGAUCAAGCUGCCACUGUUGGAUCUGAUGGGAUUUUUACACGUGAUUUCUCUGCCCCAACUGGGGAGGAUAAAAUGGACAAGACAAUAUUACCAAAGGUUAUGCAAGUCAAGCACUUUGGUCGUAGUGGAAGAACUAAGUGGACCCAUCUUGUCAAUGAGGACACUACUGAUUGGAACAACCCGUGGACCUACAACGAUCCACUUCGUGCAAAGUAUAAUGACAGAAUGGCCGCUAUGAAUGCACCUAUAGCAAAACCUAAAGGAAGCAGAAAAUUGAAGGACUGGGAAUCUCGAUGAACUUGAUGUUACAGAUUUAUGCAUGAAGAUCUUGUCCUUUCAGUUAUUAGACUUGGGUGAACUACCAGACUAUAAAUGUCCUUGUCCUAUGUAUGGUUAUGUUAUGGAUCAUGAAAGGCAGUUCGUGCAGAUUGUGAUAGGAAUUCAUCACUAGUUUAUCUGGUUAUUCUUUCCCUGUUAGUGAAUCAUAGCUGAUUUAGAGUCCUGCUAGGGCCAGCCUAGCCUUAUGCUAUGACUUCCUUUAUUUGUUUUGUCAUAGUUUUGGCUGGCUUUGAGGAUUUUGUUGAGUUUGCUGCCUAUAUUGUUGCUUUAGGAGCCACUUUUUCAAUUUAAGAUCAUUAAUGUUCGAGGGUUAUUUACUGUAUAUAUACAUACUAUUAGAUAUUAUAAAAUCCAAUAAUUUAACAACUUUAUUUUGUUU